Betta splendens (Siamese fighting fish) is the source of this 2368-nucleotide messenger RNA. RefSeq names its product beta-1,4-galactosyltransferase galt-1-like. The transcript has 5 exons. NCBI's taxonomy places the organism in Eukaryota, Metazoa, Chordata, Actinopteri, Anabantiformes, Osphronemidae. The record is from RefSeq and is a predicted model, not a curated record. The coding region runs from base 930 to 2297 and encodes 455 amino acids.
CUACUUCUCUCAAAAGAUAAUAAGAAGACGUACAAGUGGCAUCAUUUGGGGAAUUUAUUUUAUUUUAUUUCGGGUACCCUCCAAUCUGAAAGGGUUGGAGCUCAUCAUUAAAAAUGCAUUGGCAAAAAUACCAGUGAAGACAUGCACAAAGCUGGUCAGCAAAUAUAGGAAGUAUUUUGUUUGUUUGUGAACGAGCCUGUUUCUAAGGGCCGAUUGGGGCCUGUGUCAUUUCCAAUGUUUCCAAACAAUCGGGCUCGACUUUUGAGCAUGUAUAGGCAUUUUACCAUUGAACCAUAGAUCAUGGAUCAUGACUGAAAUACCAUUACAUUACAUUUUGAUUUUGAAAGAUGAAUUAAUAUUGAUGGGUCAAUGUUAUUUUUAAGUCUUACUAUUAAUAAUAAUGAUAUUAAAAUGUGUGUUCCAACUUCCGAAAGCUUUUUUGUUAAACUUUUAUCAUUUUAAUUUUAUUUUAAUGUUGAUUUGCAGGAUAAACCUUAAAGCAUAAAUAAUCUUUUAACGUUACAUGAACAAGUGACAUUAUUUUAACCACAUUUAAACGUUGAAGGUCGGUUUUGUGCCUGCUAAAGACGUUAUAUUAUAUACUGUUAAACAUUGUGUUGACAAAAUGUAUGGAGUUCUGUUAUCUGUCCAAAGCUUCAACACAACCAGUUCAACAGGUAUUUGUUGGGGCGGGCUCAGCCAGCAUCCCUCUCUCUUAUAUUAUGUUCCCUCACCAUGCCACCCCUCUGCUCUGGACCAGGCCCUCUCCUUCUUUGCCUCCGUUGACACUACCACCAAUCAAGACAAUUCCACACACCUGUGCCUACCCUUCUGCUUCCUGUUUAUAAUCACCCACAUCCACAUGGCCUUCCCUGGGUCAUUGAUGUUUCAAGCCACUGUGACAGUGUCAUGUCUUCCAGAGAGGACUGAUGACUUCUUUCUGCCUGUCAGACGUCAUGGAAAGAGCUAAAUAUUCUACGAAUACAAAGUAUAUCCUACUCUUCAUCAUUGUCUGCCUCGUGAUUUCCCUUGCACUUGAGAGGAUCCCCGACACGUACAGGAAGUUCAUGCCACCAUAUAAAUCCAUGCUCAUGUGCUCCUCCCAAAUCUCUGACCAGACCAUCACCCCUCUAGACAACACAAAGCAUUUUAUGGUGUCGGCCUUCAUGGACCAGCGAGUGAAAGGCUUUGACAUCCGCAUCAUUAGCAUCUUUAGGAGAGACUCCAUCCAGCCUCUGCACUGUCUGUUCUGCUGUGUAGACCAUUUGUCAGAUACAACUCCAGCCACUGUUUUAGUGCACUCAGACCACUUUGACUUUCCCUACGGCGCCACAGAUGUCAUGUGUCAGAUUCCUCACAACUGCAACGCUACACAUGUUACACUUAUGCCACACACCAUGAGGUCGAUGAACCCGAUGUGGCUUCCAUUAAGAAACAAGAAGACUCAUGAGAAGUAUACAAGUUUUGAGUUUAACUUCACCGUCUGCAUCUCUGCCUUGUUUGGAGGCUACAACAAUGUGCUUCAGUUUGCACAGACCCUUGAAAUUUACAGGCUGCUGGGUGUGGGCAGAGUGGUGGUCUACAACAACAGCGGCGGCCCAGAACUCAGCCGCCUGCUGCACAGCUACAGCCAGGAGGGUUUGGUGGAGCUGGUUCAGUGGCCCAUCCACAAUUAUCUGAAUCCGUCUCAUGGUUGGCGUUUGUCAGUACACGGAGGGGAUCUACAAUACUACGGUCAGCUGGUUGCCCUCAACGAGUGCAUCUACAGGUCCAUGGAGCGCUCACGCUACGUCCUGCUGAACGACAUCGAUGAGAUCAUCAUGCCGUACCAGCACGACAACCUGACGAGCCUGAUGGACACGCUCCAACCACAGCAUCCCAAUACGGGGGUGUUCAUCAUUCAGGCUCUAGUCUAUCCCAAGAAAACCACAAAGGAAAGUAACAAAGGCUAUGUGGACGCAUGGAGGCAGGUCCCAGGCUUUAACAUUCUGCAGCGCAUCUACUGGGAAGACCGAAAUGAUAAACAAUACCAUCGCCACAAAAUGUUAGUUCAGCCAAGAUUUGUGGAGCAGACGUCUGUUCAUUAUGUGCUCAAAUUGUUUGGCGAAAAGUACAAGAUUCCAGAGCAGCUGUGUCAUAUAAUGCAUAGCGUAACAAAACACCUCACUGAACGGCCACUGGAGGAGCUGCACCUGGACAAACGACUGUGGGACUUUAAGGACAGAGUGAUACCACGAGUGACUGAGAUGCUGAGGAGAGCAGGUCUGCCGAGUUCAGAGGAGGAAGCUGAUGAAUGACACAGGCAGCAACCACACCCCUUACAGCAGAGCAUAAAAAGCAGCAGCUUCUGAAUAAAGCUACAAAAGUG